AUGACGCGCGCGUUAGCUGCCAUCAAGCCGGUCUCGUCGAAAACCUUGGUAAAGUACAUGCGUCACGUUGCAAGCAAGGUGGGGCCGCGCAUUUCGACGGAUAUGGGAAACCAGUUCGGCCUCAUGUUUGACGGGUGGACUUCAUGUAUUUACCACUUCAUCGCCAUCUACGCCGCGUUGCUGCUGCUACAGUCCGAGGAAGGCAAUCUUGCUGACGUGCGACUCCUCUUCGACGCGGUUAUUGCGAAGUUUCCAGCGACAGCACACCGCUUUAGUCCAUCGGCUCAAAUCGUUCACUCUCCCGCGUUUGAAAGUGCCGUUGUCAAGCUGCUAUCGGAUCGAUCGCUGAUCUCAGACGAAGAAGAGGCGGUUGCCCAAUUUGCUGGUCUAACUGACUCCGCGCAAGAAACUCCAAAGAAGGUGGACUUGCGACGGAAACUCUGCGUCAUGCAAAGCGACCUCGCUUGGCAACUGUGA
Messenger RNA from Phytophthora nicotianae INRA-310, 477 nucleotides. RefSeq lists its product as hypothetical. The coding region runs from base 1 to 477 and encodes 158 amino acids. Lineage: Eukaryota; Oomycota; Peronosporomycetes; Peronosporales; Peronosporaceae. The transcript has 2 exons. The record is from RefSeq and is a predicted model, not a curated record.